AAAAUUCAAUAUGACCGCCACAGCCACUCGCAGCUUGAACGAUUUCCACAAACGAUUGGAAGCCGCCGAUAGAAAAUUGGUUGUCUUGGAUUUCUAUGCCACCUGGUGUGGAAUUUGCAAGGAAAUGGAAGGCACCGUUAAAUCUCUGGCCCGUCAAUAUGCCGGCAAGGCGGUGUUCAUUAAAAUCAAUGUGGAUAAAUUUGAAGAGCUCACGGAGAAAUAUAAUGUCCGCAGCAUGCCCACUUUUGUAUUUCUCAAGGGUAUGAGACGUGUCAGCAGUUUCUCCGGAGCCGAUGAUGAUAAGCUGAUCAGAACUGUAACCAAACUGGCCAAAUAGAAGACGGAUGAGAACUGGAA
Messenger RNA from Drosophila willistoni, 357 nucleotides. RefSeq names its product thioredoxin-1. The coding region runs from base 11 to 337 and encodes 108 amino acids. Gene Ontology annotation, molecular function: protein-disulfide reductase activity. The transcript has a single exon. Lineage: Eukaryota; Metazoa; Arthropoda; Insecta; Diptera; Drosophilidae. The record is from RefSeq and is a predicted model, not a curated record.